Penicillium atrosanguineum is the source of this 1800-nucleotide messenger RNA. RefSeq names its product putative C6 transcription factor. Gene Ontology annotation, molecular function: DNA-binding transcription factor activity, RNA polymerase II-specific; DNA binding; zinc ion binding. The coding region runs from base 1 to 1800 and encodes 599 amino acids. Lineage: Eukaryota; Fungi; Ascomycota; Eurotiomycetes; Eurotiales; Aspergillaceae. The transcript has a single exon. Gene Ontology annotation, biological process: response to xenobiotic stimulus; regulation of DNA-templated transcription; DNA-templated transcription. The record is from RefSeq and is a predicted model, not a curated record.
AUGGCCGACUCAACACCUCGCAAGCGGUCGCGUGCCGCCUGUCUAUCCUGUCAAUCGCGCAAGCGUAAAUGCUCCGGUGAGCAGCCAUGCACUACCUGUGUCCAGGCCGGCGUCGAGUGUUACUACAGCGCGGCCCCGCGCAAGAAACGCGCCAGCUCCAUGGGUAAUCGGGCCCUACCAGCAGAUGGAUGGUCCAAUCGACUUCCUGUCAGCGCUGCGGGCAAUGUUGCAUCUCCGGCCUCUCGCGUGAACAGCUCCCGUGGAGUCGGUCAUUCCUUAGAGGCCAACUCUGGGGCGGCGUUUGUUCGCAAGCUUGGUCUACGAAUUGACCCAGCACGCGCCCCCAGACUACAUCUGUUCGCAUGGAAUGUCGGCGAGAGGCGUGUAUCACCGGCUGUCGCCUCGCCCAUAGCGUCGCCGGCGUCAAUUACCACGAUCAUCUCGCAAGAUGAGAUGCAGCGCUUGGCAGUCAUUUACUUCAAAAAGGUCGAUCCAUGCUACGCUUUCCUAGACCGGAAGAGCAUCUUUGCCCAUACCGUCCAACGCUGGUCGAACCUUCCAGUACCAGCCCCCGAGCCUCUGGAAACUCAGCCCUACGAUGCUGUGCUAUGCGGCGUGGCAGCAUUUGGGCUCUUAUUCUCCCAGCGCGAGAUCACGCCGACUGAGCGCCAGCUCGUUGAUACAGCCCACGUGCUCCUUGAAAAAACCAUCCUCUGCGCACAAACACCAUCAGUCGAGAUCGUAACCGGAUGGGUUCUUCGAACGGCGUAUCUCCGCAUGACAGCCUCUCCCCACGCCGCCUGGAUGGCCAGCUGCACACUGAUGCAUCUCAUCGAGGCAGCAGGCCUUCACCUCGACAAACCAGACCCAGACUCCACAGGCCUGAUCGCAACGCCAAACCAAAAUGGAACCGCCGACACAAACGACACUGGCCGCCGACUAUUCGGUAUGGCCCGCCACCUAAAUACCUGGAUAUCAUUCGAUCUAGGCCGCUCAAGAGUCGUCCUCCAUGGAGCAACAACACAUUCCCCAACCACUCAAUCCCUCCCAUCCACCUCUUCAUCCUCUCCCCCGUCCCAAAAGACAGACCUAUAUCACCUCCUCCCCAUCUCCGAAAGCCUCGACCCAACCGGCUCAGCACCCCAAGACCUCCCAGAACUCGAAAAAGCCCUCUCCUCCGUUCUAUCCCUCCUCUACACAACCCCCUCACUAAUCCUAGUCCAAUGCAACCUAACCCUCUGCAUCUACCGCCGCGUCCGCGCCCUAAACGCCCACGCCCUCCUAACAUCAACAAUCCUAGACCGCGUACUCGCUCUCGCGGCUCGCGGUCUCCGCGCAGCAAGAGAAAUGGUCUCUGCCUCAAGCCCCUGGCAUCAGGUUGCCAAUGUACCGUUCCAGGUCGUUUGCACAUUACUUGCUAUCGAUAAUCGCGCUGCGUUGGCUUUACUUCCUGAUGCGAUGCGGACGCUGGGGGCGGUGGUGGCGGCGUAUGAUACGGGUGUUAUGCGGGAGUCGUAUUCGACGGCUUAUUUGCUUAUUGCGUUGCAUCAGAGGAGGAAGGAGGAUGACACGAGGGCGUUGGCGGAUGUUUUGAGGGCGAAUGCGUUGGCGAUGGCACCUGAGACGGAGGGAGUUGGUGGUGUUGGGGUGGUGCCUGGGUUGGAGAUGGGGCGCGUUUCUGAUGUGGAGUUGUCUUGGUUGGGGGAUUUGAUGAUUGAUAUGCCGAGUUUGCAGAAUUUUGAUCUGGAUCAGUUCCUUAUGACGGAUGUGCCGUGGCCGUUGCCUGAGAUGGGCAUUUAG